Messenger RNA from Fukomys damarensis (Damara mole-rat), 1359 nucleotides. Its product is annotated as LON peptidase N-terminal domain and RING finger protein 3-like. The record is from RefSeq and is a predicted model, not a curated record. The transcript is spliced from 6 exons. Lineage: Eukaryota; Metazoa; Chordata; Mammalia; Rodentia; Bathyergidae. The coding region runs from base 211 to 1359 and encodes 382 amino acids.
GGAGUCCCCCUCUACCCAGUGAGCUUUACCCAACUUCUGCGCUGCUCGCCAGACCCGCUGCUCAGAGUCGCUCCUGGCAGGAAAACCAAGAGUUUUUGGGAAACUGCACGCACCACUUUUGAGGGGCUCCGGAGGAAGACGGACAGCAGCGGUCCCUCUCAGGAGCGGAAACCUCUGUUUACCAGAAGACCCUGCGGACCGCACCGCCAGAUGCCUUUCCCGGAGGGGAUCCCUCUCUCAAUGGAUUCAUUUCAGACUGAACGGAUGUUGAGCUUACCCGCCGAGCUGGGCAGCAACAACUUAGAGCUGGCGGAGUCGGUGGAGCGAGAGGCAACAACGGCUGAAGUAGACACGGGUCCCCAGCAGGAGGCGGCUAUAGAGGGUUCCGAACCUCCACAGAUGCGAGAGCCUGAGCAAGAGCAGCCUCCGAGGACCUCGACGCCCCCGGAGUGCAAAGUCCUGCUCUCACAGGCCGAUGCCUUGGCGUCUGGGGGGCGCCUCCGCGAAGCCCUCGAGGUGUACAGACAACUCUCAGAGCGGCAGCAGCUGGUGGCCGAGCAGCUAGAGCAGUUGGUGCGCUGCCUGGCAGAGAACGUCCCGCAAGUAGAGGCACAGGCGCCCGCGCUGGCUCCCUCGGACGGGAACAGCUCGACAGGCUGCACGGUGACCGCGGAAGAGGCAGGAGAGGCGGCAGCUUCGGCCACCGAGGUGUGGGAUGGCUUUAAGUGCCGGAAGUGUCAUGGAUUUUUAUCAGACCCGGUGUCCUUGUCUUGUGGCCACACCUUUUGUAAACUUUGUUCCCGGGCCCGGCGCGGGCGUCGCAACUUCGGCACGAGGGCAACCGGCUGUACCGAGAGCGCCAGGUGGAGGCGGCGCUGCUCAAGCGCUCCGCGUCCUCUCCUCUCCUGCCUGCGCGAGAUGUCCAGUCGGCGCCUGCGUCUGUCGCUCCCGCCUCUGGGAGUUGUCCCUUCCGGGGCUGCGGCUCCUCGUAGGUGCCGCUGCCAGCCAACAGCCCACGCCUGCCUCCAUUCCCUUAACCCCUCCACCAGCCCAGCGACUGGACCAAGCAAGUGCUGGGGCUUCCUCCAGAAACAUGGGCUGCUUUUGAAGGAAGCAUGCCUCUGUUCAGCUUUCCGCAGCCGCCUGAAGAAGGCUGGGUGGGCUUUGCAGACUCAAGGACAAAGUGGGCAGUCCCACACCUCUGGCUGGUCGAUUGCACCCGAGUUCUUUAGAGACCUGGUUUACUCCCAGAUCCCCCACACACCGGGACCUAAGAAGUGGCCGCCUAACUGCCGGCCAGUAUCGCCCAGCUCAGGCAGCUUGCCAGCAGCUCUGCCGGGCCAGCUCGGAGUCUGGUGA